Messenger RNA from Cylicocyclus nassatus, 1205 nucleotides. NCBI's taxonomy places the organism in Eukaryota, Metazoa, Nematoda, Chromadorea, Rhabditida, Strongylidae. The record is from the annotation of a GenBank genome assembly.
GAUGUUGGCACUGCUAAUUCUGUUACCUAUUAUUUCGGCGGAAUCAUUCUGGAUGACAGCCGAUCUGUUGCGGGUGGAUUGGAGAGAAGGAUGCCUAACCACCGCCGGUUGCUCUCAACCUAGAUUCAAGGUGCUUGAAGACAUGUUGCCAAUCACCGAAAAGAUUUCUAUCAGUUGGCCUAUCUCAGAACACUUUGUACAGGAUGCCUCACGCUCGUUUGUGUCUCACUGGACAAUAGGUAAACUAGAAGAUCUGACGCUCACUUGCCAGGUGGUAGGAACUGACCCCACUUACGGCUUUCCGAGAGUUUGCGACCAGACGGCGACAAUUCGCGUUUUCCAAGAAGAAGUUGCUGAGACAUUUGGCCGGAAUCGACGUCAUCAGGACAUGACUACCAUCUCUGAGCCGGAAGAGGAACUAGGCAAGAAGCUGAUCGAGAUUCGAGCCAAAUGCUUCAACGCCACGAUUGCAGUCCAAAAGCAUACGGAGAGAUGCCCAUGGUGCCCUGAUCCAUCCGAUGUAACGUUGAUUGAACAAAAGUUGCCCGAAGACACUUCUGCCCAAUCGACGUCGAUUCUCUCACAGUUGAAAGGAGACGAGAAGUUCCUGCAUGUGUGCGUUCUGCUACUUGCAAGCAUUGCCGUGCUGGCUUCAUUGGCCUUCGCUUGUGUACUGGUUGCUUUCCUUCGACAGAAAAGGACUCAUCGAAAUAUUUCCGUUAAACCACGAUGUCAACCAUAUCCUCCAUCUGCUUGCAAGGUGGCCGAGGACGAUAAUAGGUACGAUAUGCCUUGGGAACAGACGCGUCCACUAACCCACUGGCUGUCUUCGUCGUCAAAAUCCGAGGCAACGACGACGUCGCCGCUUGACUCCACGUCGUCGAUUGUCGCGCCAUAUAGUUUCCGAUCCGGAUGUACAAUACCUCAGACGCACCUCUAUCACCACAUCUCUCCAAACUCUUCAAUUGGACCAGGACAUGACUCGGGACUGGAAUCCGUUUGACAUCUCCAAAACAUAUCUAAGUAUAACGUUCCCAAACGAAUCUCACGAGUCCUGUGCGGGUAUAUCCAGUCCGGUUUGAUUUAUUUGAGCACUUAGCUCUAGCUUUACCGUAUAGACAUGUUUUUUCCUUCUUGUUCCCUUAUGCUAACGCUGCCAAUCUUGUUUGUUGUGCAUUGUCAGCUUAGUAUGUACAAAUUGACAG